AUGUAUGGAAAACGAGAAUGUGAAAAGUCGCUCGCAAUUGCAUCUCUUUUACCCUACUUUGGACCUGCACUUGGCCCGAUCUUUGGAGAUAUCAUCGCACAAUCAGUGGGGCCCAUUGAUACCUUAGUUGGGUACUAUUUCAUCCGAGAAUCUUAUACACCAGUUCUUCUUCGACGAAAGGCCAAAUCCGAAGCUAUGUCUACACCUAACUCCAAAAGGACAUUCAAAAUUCAAUAUUGGCAAGAACUGUUCCCUCCAUUUUCUGUUGGACUUUUCCGUCCAUUUCAGAUUCUAAUCCGUCGACCACUGCGCCUCAAGUUGGGGGUCGUAUCAUGGACUGGCUAUACAGAAGUCUUGGCACAAAAACAACAUCCACGGCAGACCAGAGUUUCGUGUUCCAUGGAUGGUGCUAUCUUAAUACCGAUUGGGCUGUUUUGGUACGGCUGGGUGGCCGAAGUAACUGGCCCACUGGCAGUAGUUGAUAUCGGCGCAUCUGUAUUUACCUCAGGGAAUAUGGUAGUCAGUCAAGGUCUUCUUGUUUCCCAGUUGGAUGAGUCUGGUAGAUACGGGGCAUCGGCAAAUGCGGCAUCCUAA
Molecule: messenger RNA, 594 nt
Organism: Botrytis byssoidea
Lineage: Eukaryota; Fungi; Ascomycota; Leotiomycetes; Helotiales; Sclerotiniaceae
Exons: 3
Coding region: 1-594 (197 amino acids)
Biological process (GO): transmembrane transport
Molecular function (GO): transmembrane transporter activity
Source: RefSeq, a predicted model, not a curated record